UUCUCGAAUGUUGAAUUUUGCAACCUCAGAUCUGUGCAGAGUGUGCUGAUCACGUGAGACGGUAACAGCUUUGAAUACCCAAUUUAAGGUGGUGGAUAAAGCUCUUGGGUGCUCAGAUAUUGGAUUCAAUAUUUCUAGUAGUACCUAACAAUCUAGGCAGGACGUUCGAACCGAGCCAAUCUUCAGUGACACAAGAAUAUUUGAAGAGACUCCUAUUUCAUUUAUUAUCGAGAUAACUAUCAUCCUAGAUAAUAUAGGAUUCUGUCUUCGACUAGAAGUGGCCUUGGUGGGGAUUGUUAUUUCCCCUCUUUGAAAGAAUAUCUGGUGCUCGAGAUAAGAACACUUGAGAAAACGAUGUCACAUCCCACCUCCCAGUUUUCGUCAACAAUUUUUUGCUAAAACAGGUCUAUGUUGGAGAUGAAUAAUUAAAUCAAAAUUCCAUAAGAAUGUUAGUUUGACAUCUUUCGAAUUUUUUCAUAAAAUUCCAAUAAAUUCAGUUGACAGAUCGAAAUGUUGAAAUGGAUCUUUAUCAUUUUUCAUUUACUGAAAACAGUGAGAUGCUUGAAUGAAUCAUUGCCGAACGUCAAAGUGUUCAGAAAAAUCAUUGGUGGUCAUGACUGCUCCACUGAAAAAUAUCCUUUCAUGGUUUCAAUAAGAACAACUACAAGAAUGAAACACUUCUGUGGAGGAACUCUGAUCAAACCCGAAUGGGUACUAACAGCGGCUCAUUGUACCGUCACAACCAAUCCAAACUACUACACCGUUGUAGCAGGUACGUCAGAAAUAGACAAGAAUGGUAUACAACGUAGACCUGCACUGAGGAUCCUCAAACAUCCAAAGUACAACGAGAAAAACUUCAAAAAUGACAUUGCUCUCAUAGAAUUAAAAAAUGGUUUUGAUAUGGAUUCCAAGCUGGUAGGUCUUAUUGAGUUGCCAUUAUUUUUUAACGAAGCAGACGUGAAAGACUACUGUGGAGAAGGAACAGUAAUUGGAUGGGGACAUAGAGAAGCAUGGGAUCCCGAUAAAGCCCCAAUGCAUUACGUUUUCAAUCCAAUAUUACAAUGUAUUACAAUUCCAGUAUUGAGCGAUGAAGAAUGUUCUGAAGUUCGUGGUAAAGCACUCAAAGCGAACAUGUUUUGUGCCUAUUCGGAAGGAGAAAAUAUUGACGCCUGUCAAGGAGACUCCGGAGGACCAUUGUUCUGCGGGAGUAUACAAUAUGGAAUAGUUUCUUCUGGUUAUGGAUGUGGUUUAUCAAACAGUCCCGGGUAUUAUACAAGGGUUGACAGAAACCUAGAUUUCUUAAAAGAUUCCAUUCUGCGUGAAAAGGUUGCAAGAGGUUUGAUAUUUGAAAGAAAUAAUUGCGGAGAUUAUGGCAACUAUUUUCUCUAUUAUAUAAUUCCCAUCAUCAUCACGAUUGAUGAGAUAAAAAACCCUGAGUGCAUCCGACGACGCACCCCACAGGACAAUACUAUAGGUCAUUCGUUCAUGGAACUGAGCGUGAUAGGAACGAUUCAAAUGUUACUGGUUCUACUUAUUUCAUAUAUGUUCUUCAUUACGCCUUUUACGGCUGAAACAGAUGACAACAGAAUUGUAGGAGGUUAUCCUUGCAGCACAAUGGAGUAUAAGUAUAUGGUGUCGCUACAAAAACGAUGGCAACCCUACCAUUUUUGCGGAGGUUCUUUGAUAAGACUUGGUUGGGUUCUGACUGCUGCUCACUGUUUAAUUUCUUUCGAAAAUCUCCCAAGUCUUGUAACAAUAGCAGCUGGAGUUGAUACCCACAACAAAUUUGGUACACAAAAACGAAAAGCGAUCAAAAUGUUUAUGCAUCCUGCCUUCGAAUACCCAACGAUGACUAAUGAUAUAGCACUAAUUUUGCUUGACUGGCCUUUUUCACGUUCCGCCAACGUCGAUGUGGUCAAUCUUACACCGACUUGGAUAGAAGGAGAUGUAUUUCAAUAUUGCAGACAUGGAAUUACCUUGGGUUUCGGUAUAACAGAGAUAAUGUAUCCGGAUCAAACAAAAGUACCUCAACCACAAUAUGUGUUUACCGCCAAUUUGAGUUGUGUGAGUAUACCAAUAAUAACAGAUGACCAUUGCCAGUCACUCAUACCUACUCCCAUCAUUCCCACUGCUUUUUGCGCAAGUCACUUGCCCGGAGGUCUAGACGCAUGUAAAGGAGACAGCGGUGGCCCUUUUAUUUGCCGAGGAUUUCAAAUUGGUAUAACCAGUUCGGGAUUCGGCUGUGGAAUGCCAAAUCUACCAGGUUUUUAUACCAGGGUGGACAGGCAAUUGGAAUUCAUAAGAAAUACAAUUGAUACAAAUGAACCUGGAGAAAGGAGUAUUCCAUCCGGAUCUGAAACGUUAAAUAACGCCAUAUAUUGGCUUCCUUCACUGUUAUUUUGUUUUGUAAAACAUGUUUAACGUCUAAUAUUAUUGGACCUACUUCUAUCUAUCUACUCACAUACCUUUUUCUCUCUUAAUUUUAAUUAUAAUAAAUAAUUUUGUAGUGUCUCGA
Harmonia axyridis is the source of this 2515-nucleotide messenger RNA. RefSeq lists its product as uncharacterized. The transcript is spliced from 3 exons. The record is from RefSeq and is a predicted model, not a curated record. Gene Ontology annotation, molecular function: serine-type endopeptidase activity. Gene Ontology annotation, biological process: proteolysis. NCBI's taxonomy places the organism in Eukaryota, Metazoa, Arthropoda, Insecta, Coleoptera, Coccinellidae. Bases 511 to 2421 code for a protein of 636 amino acids.